Messenger RNA from Talpa occidentalis (Iberian mole), 3158 nucleotides. RefSeq names its product ephrin B2 (gene EFNB2). Lineage: Eukaryota; Metazoa; Chordata; Mammalia; Eulipotyphla; Talpidae. Bases 67 to 1116 code for a protein of 349 amino acids. Gene Ontology annotation, molecular function: ephrin receptor binding. Gene Ontology annotation, cellular component: plasma membrane. The transcript is spliced from 6 exons. Gene Ontology annotation, biological process: ephrin receptor signaling pathway; axon guidance; blood vessel morphogenesis. The record is from RefSeq and is a predicted model, not a curated record.
AUCGGGGCCCCCGGCCUGCGCCCCGAGCCUCCGCCGCCCGGUGCGCGGAGCGGGGAGAGCUUGGCCAUGGCUGCGAGGAGAGACUCGGUGUGGAAGUACUGCUGGGGACUUUUGGUGGUUUUGUGCAGAACUGCGAUCUCCAGGUCGAUAGUUUUAGAGCCCAUCUACUGGAAUUCCUCGAACUCCAAAUUUCUACCUGGACAAGGAGUGGUACUAUACCCACAGAUAGGAGACAAAUUGGAUAUUAUUUGCCCCAAAGUGGACUCUAAAACUGUUGGCCAGUAUGAAUAUUAUAAAGUUUAUAUGGUUGAUAAGGACCAAGCAGACAGAUGCACUAUUAAGAAGGAAAACACCCCUCUCCUCAACUGUGCCAGACCAGACCAAGACGUAAAAUUCACUAUCAAGUUUCAAGAAUUCAGCCCUAACCUCUGGGGUCUAGAAUUUCAGAAGAACAGAGAUUAUUACAUUAUAUCUACAUCAAAUGGGUCUUUGGAGGGCCUGGAUAACCAGGAGGGAGGGGUGUGCCAGACAAGAGCCAUGAAGAUCCUCAUGAAAGUUGGACAAGAUGCGACCUCCAGUUCAGCUGGGUCAGCCAGGCAUAAAGACCCAACCAGACGCCCGGAACUAGAAGCUGGUACAAAUGGAAGAAGUUCAACCACAAGUCCCUUUGUCAAACCAAAUCCAGGUUCCAGCACGGACGGCAACAGCGCCGGACAUUCCGGGAACAAUAUCCUCCGUUCCGAAGUGGCCUUAUUCGCCGGGAUCGCUUCAGGCUGCAUCAUCUUCAUCAUCAUCAUCAUCACGCUGGUGGUGCUGCUGCUCAAGUACCGGCGGAGACACCGCAAGCACUCCCCGCAGCACACGGCCACGCUGUCGCUCAGCACCCUGGCCACGCCGAAGCGCGGCGGCGGCAACAACGGCUCCGAGCCCAGCGACAUCAUCAUCCCGCUGAGGACUGCGGACAGCGUCUUCUGCCCGCACUACGAGAAGGUCAGCGGGGACUACGGGCACCCCGUCUACAUCGUGCAGGAGAUGCCCCCGCAGAGCCCGGCCAACAUCUACUACAAGGGAAAGCAUUUAGAAGAGCAGAGAGCCAAAUCUGACCUAACAGUUUAAAGGCCAAAGGUCAAACAGGCUGGAAUUCCAUCCCCAUGGGCGAUAUUAAAGAAUUCUCAUAUGUAAAAGGUAGGUCAGAGUCCCGUUUCUCCCCCCACCCCAGCCCAGGCCCCUUCCCUGCCGCCCCCCACCCCCCACGGAGCCUUACAACACUUGGGCCUGUCCUGUCUCGGGUGGGUGAAGAGCAUCUGGCAAACCUCUCAGAGUCCUUCAGACGGAAAGACAUGAUGAUGUCGAGGGGAGGAAGGAGCUAGGACGUAUUUAUAGUAGGUAUAUCCAACCCAAGGUGUAGACAGCGCGAGGGUCUUAGUAAUAUGUAUCUGCAGCAUGCACACCAUCCACCCAGAAGAUGUGAAAUUCGUUCGUGGCAAUGAAACGGGCCCCACGUUCAGUGCUUAAAAGAACAAAAUUGGACAGCUGCUUCUGGGAAAAACCACAUCACUCCAAAAAUCACAGUAACGAGAACAAAUACAGAAAUCACCACGUCCUCUGAAGGCGUCUGUCUCACAUAACCCCAGACUAGGAAGCGCAGGCCCCAAACGCCAGGAAAUCGAUGUCCCUGCGUCAUACGUUCACCAGGACAAGGCGUCCGGCAUCCUUUUCUGUGUUGUGAUUUCCCUGCCUUAUGGGCUCACGUGUUCUGAUCCACUGGCCACACCGAGGGGCUCCAGCUGAGAAGUGUAGCUGCCGCGCCCCCCUCCCCGCCCCACGCCCCUCCCACCCGGGAAACAAAAAGAGUAAACAGGAAACCUACUUUUUAUGUGCUAUGCAAAAUAGACAUCUUUAACAUAGUCCUGUUACUAUGGUAACACUUUGCUUUCUGAAUUGGGAGAGAGAAAAAAUGUAGCCACAGCAUUGAAGGUUCUCGAAGCGCCCGUGAAAUACUGGCAAAAAUGAGUCGUCACAGAAAUGAUCCAUCUCUGUUUCCUGAACCUGAAAAUGAUGUCGGUCCAAAGUGCGUGUGUGUGUGUGAGUGGGUGUGUGGUUACAUGUGUACAUAUAUGUAUAAUAUAUAUCGACAAUAUAUAUUAUAUAUAUCUCUCGUGGGUCUGUGGCGGGUUGCCAUGGUGACCAACCACAGCACAUAUGUGAUUCUCUCCAUCACCCCCACCUCUCCUUUCUGUGUCUUCAUGCAAGAUUUUCUUGUUAAGCCAUCGAGAAUUACCUAUGGGGUGGGGGGAGGGCCCAGAAGGGGGACAAUGGGAACUAGUCUGAUUUGAAUGAAAUCAAAUAUUCCUAUCAUCGGUUGGCGACAUUUGGGUUAUAAGCUAAACUGUGAAAAAUCAGAUGAAUCGAUGAAGAGUCACCCGCAACCAGUGGAGAAGUGUCCUGUGCGUCUGUUUGGUGUCUGGUGCAGAAAAUGACAAUCUACCAACUGUCCCUUUAUUUGAAGUUGGUUCAGCUUUGGAAAGUUACUGUAAAUGCCUUGCUUGUAUCUCAUCCCUAGUCACCUGACUUUGGAAUUUGCACCAUAAUGUUUAAGUGAAGAUGCUGUAAAUAGGUUCAGAUUUUACUGUAUAUGGACUUGGGGUGUUACAGUAGCCUUAUUCACCUUUUUAAUAAAAAUACACAUGAAAACAAGACAGAAAUGGCUUUUCUUACCCAGAUUGUGUACAUAGAGCAAUGUUGGUUUUUUAUAAAGUCUAAGCAAGAUGUUUUGUAUAAAAUCUGAAUUUUGCAGUGUAUUUAGCUACAGCUUGUUUAACGGCAGUGCCAUUCCCCUUUGCACUGUAAUGAGGAAAAAAAUGGUAUAAAAGGUUGCCAAAUUGCUGCAUAUUUGUGCCGUAAUUAUGUACCAUGAAUAUUUAUUUAAAAUUUCGUUGUCCAAUUUGUAAGUAACACAGUAUUAUGCUUGAGUUAUACAUAUUUUUUCUUUCUUUGUUUUAUUUGACUAGCCCGUCAUAGGUUUUCAAUCUGCUUUAGUUCCACGUUGCGGUUAGCCCCCCGAAAAUGCAAUCCGUGAAGUCAUAUUCCAUGUCUGUUUCCAACUGAAUUUGUUCUUAAAAAAAUAAAAUAUUUUUUUCCUAUGGAAAAAGUGCCUU